Linum tenue is the source of this 906-nucleotide messenger RNA. The record is from the annotation of a GenBank genome assembly. NCBI's taxonomy places the organism in Eukaryota, Viridiplantae, Streptophyta, Magnoliopsida, Malpighiales, Linaceae.
AUGCUCCACUCUCUAUCCUUCCAGCCUUCUUCUUCCACUUCCUCCAAACCCUUCACCUCCCGCCGGCGGCUCCCAUCGCCGCCACCAGGACCACCGCCGAUCCACAUCAAGUUCGACACAACCCGCCGCGAGCAUCUCCGGUACCUCAAAUCCAUAGGGGUAGUCCACCCAAACACACAACUCCACAAGCUCCCAUCUCCCGAUUCCACCUCCAAAAUCAUCUCCAUCGUCGACUUCUUCAAAUCCAAGGGCUUCUCCAACGCCGACUUCCCCCGCCUCGCCUCCAUCGGCCCCGAGCUCUUCUCCCCCAAAUUCGACGUCUCCUACAUCGAGCCCGUCUUCCAAUUUCUCACCUCCGACCUUGGAGCUUCCCCUGAACAGUCUCGGGGUCUGAUCACCCGAUGCCCCGACAUUCUCUUCUCCGAUGCGGAGCACUGUCUCCGGCCGACGCUGGACUACCUCAGGCGAAUCGGGGUGGAGAAUUUGCACGUGCCGAGCAUCUUGAAUGCCUAUUUGUUGAACAUUCGAGUCGGGAAGUUGCAGUCCAAGGUGGAGUUCUUGAGGAGCAUAGGGUUCUCGGAAGAGGAGGCGGCGAGGUGCUGUGCGAGGAUGCCUGCGAUAUUCAAGUACAGUGUGGAGAAUAACUUGAGGCGCAAGUAUGUUUACCUUGUGAAGGAGAUGGAGAGAGGGUUGGACGAGUUGAAGGAGUUUCCGCAGUAUUUCGGGUUUAGCUUGGAGAAGAGGAUUGUGCCGAGGCAUUUGCAUUUGAAGGACAUGAACGUUAGGGUGAAGCUGAAUAUGAUGCUGAUGUGGAGCGACCAGAGAUUCUAUGCUAGGUGGAAGAAGAAGAAGAAGACAACAGGGCUGCCUAAGCGAAAUUCGGGCUCUUCUGACGGACUGUCGUAG